CAUGAGGACAGAGAGAGAGGGAGAGUUUGGAGAGGAGCCGGGGACUGCCCAUGGUGGAUGGGCGGAGCAGUAAGCAUGCGCUGAGCUGGCAGACUCUGGGCUGGUCCUGACGGGCUGGCUGGGCUCCGGGCGGCUCUCUGUGCGCUUCAGACGGUCUUGGGGGAGACUACCACCAACACUCAGCGUCUCCUCGAGUACCUCAGAGAAUAAAAAGAAUUGAAAAGCAGAAGAGACACGAGGAUAACUGCGAGAAAACAAAGCAAACAGCUUCACCCCGGCAUCUGGAAAAGCACCGAGGAAGAAGGAGACGAUCCUCCCCCUCUACCCCACACCUCUCCGCCAACCCGCCCUAUCCACCCUACCCACCACUCCGUGCCAUCCCUCUGGUCUGAACUGCCCCUCCAGUCCCACCCCGUCAGGAGAACCUCGACCACCCAAAGGAAACCCCCACUUGACCAGCGUUGCCAUUAAGCGACGCGCUUUGAAUUUAGGAAGAAAUCAUCUAUGCGUUUUUGAUGCACAACACAGCCAGUGGUCUUCAUUUUUUUCCCCACAGCGGGAACAGUUAAGGUUACGGAUUUGGGUGUUUACACUUUUUGACGGGUUUCCAGUGGCAUGAUAACAUGCAGAAUAUAUCAUCCCACGGCAACAGACAAGGCUGUCAUUCCAUAGAUUAGUCUUUAUUUAAACAACCAGCUGUCACAUACGCUGCGUUUGAGCUUAUGUUUGAUUUUUCUCAUGCUUACAAAGAUCCCGACAAUGGUCUUGGAACGGACCGCCUCUCCAGACACCUAGACAUUUUUUUCAAGACGUAUCAGCUCUAUAUUUCGUGUUUAUUGAAAAAGAAGCGACAAAUUGACGAGGAGUCAUUUGACACCGACGCCGCUUGAGCCAUAGGACUUUGCGUGCGAAGUUUGGACCGGGAAGAGGGGGGCCAAGUCGGAGAUAUCUCGCCCAUAUCCACGGCAUUUUCCCUUUAAGGUGGGAGGUCGGCGGGUUGUGGUCAUGCUGUCCCUGGACGAGCCCCUGGACCUGAAGCUCCCUCGGCGGGCUAAUGGACGGGACAGAGGGGCGCGCUCUCCCCCCCUCUCUCCGCUGCACCCCAAGCGAACCCGCCAGCUCCGCAUGGCAGAUGAUGGCACCGCAGUCAUAGAGCCCGCCUCACCAGCAUCUCCGCACACAGGUGUGCAGGUGGUCCCUCAUGAUCGGAUAGACACCCCCACCCCCACCCCCCCUGCAGUGGACCUGAGCAUGUCUCCCUCCUCCCGCCACACCCCCAGCUCUCCAGAAAUGACCAACGGCAACUACAUCCCUUCAGGGAAUUCUCACAUCUCACAGGCUUUUCAGUUUUUCAUGCCAAUCGGAGCUGGGGCGGGACUUCACCUGCCAUCCUCCAUGUUCAUUGGCCAGAUGAGCGACAAGAGAGCCUCUCCUGACCUCUCAGCGGAUGAACAACUGGCCUGCCAUUGGAAGAAGUGCCAUCUGCUCUUUGACUCCCUACAAGACCUGGUGGACCAUGUCAACGACUUCCAUGUGAAGCCUGAGAAGGAUUCUGGGUACUGCUGCCAUUGGGAGGGCUGUGCUCGCAAAGGGAGGGGUUUUAAUGCUCGGUACAAGAUGCUCAUCCAUAUCCGCACUCACACUAACGAGAAGCCCCAUCGCUGUCCCACCUGCAACAAGAGCUUCUCACGCCUGGAGAACCUCAAGAUACACAACCGGUCACACACAGGUGAAAAGCCCUACAUUUGUCCUUACGAGGGUUGUAACAAGCGCUACUCCAACUCGAGCGACCGUUUUAAGCACACACGCACACACUAUGUGGACAAACCCUACUACUGCAAGAUGGUGGGCUGCCUGAAGCGCUACACAGACCCCAGCUCUCUCCGCAAGCACAUCAAGGCCCACGGCCACUUUGUGGCUCAGGAGCAGGGCUCUCCAGGUGGGGUGGGCUCCCUGCUGAGAGGGAGUCAAAGUGGAGUGCUUUCUGGCGAAGGGGGGAAGGAUUCUGCGCUGUCCUACGUGAGUGCAGCCCACAUUAUUAUCCCAGGGGCAGCGGCUGCUCUCAUGGGAGGCCAUGCUCUGCAGGGUCUGGGUGGUGCCCUACCUGUGUCCCCCCUCAGUCCUCGGCCCCUGGACCUUAGCACACUCGGUUGCUCCGGCUCACCUCCAGGUAGCCUGGGAGGUACACCCAUCCUGUCCUUCAAUGGCUCACCGCUGGGCCUGGCCAAGUCCCAUCUGCUCUCCCAGGCAUUCCCCUCCUCAGCCCUGGGCCUCCCAAUGAUGCCUGUGCUGGGGGCCUCGUCUGAGCGCAGGGCCCACAGCCAACAGGCCAAGAAGGGCCGGGGGGAGGAGGCCGAGAACGAGGUGACUGGGAGGGUCCUGAACCUCUCCACGGGAUCCCAUGAUCCCCUGUCCUGGGUGGUCAUCCCCUCAGGCACCGUGGUGCUCAAACCAGCUGUGGUCAACUGAUACACACACACAUACACACACAUUCCAGAAGAGCUCAGGGGGUUGGGAUGGGAGGGUGAACGCCAUAAUGAGGGUACGGGCGGUCAAAGGUGAUAGGGAUUGGCUCGCACAAUCAAAUCCAAGCAAUGCAUUUCAGAAAGAGGUUGAAAGAGGAGGAAACUAUAUAGAAAAACUCUUUAAACCCUCAAUCAACAAAACAAUAGAUACACUACACCUCACAAGAAAUAAGUAUACAACGCAAGCCUCUUGUAUUGAUGGGAAACUAAACUUGGGGCCCAAGAACUCUGUUUAGGAACAUGUAUGGCUCUGCAUUUCUAUCACAAGGCCUGACAAUGGGCUACUCUCUUAAUUUUUUAUUUUAUACUUUAUUCAUUCCUGUUUCCUGAAUGUGACAGUCUUAGUGAUCUGUGUACAAACGUCCUGAUUCAUUUAUAAGUAUUUAUAUGACUGCACUUCAUUGACAGUGUGCCUCCAGCUUAGCAGUGAGAUAGAUACACCAUGAAACUGAAUGACGCACUCACAGUUAGGCAAACGUGCACGUAUUAGGACAAUUCACAGUUGAUUUUAAAGUUAUGACCUGUUUUUUACAGGCUGCUGUGAUUAAUAGGAUUCAGACAGGCUUGCCAAACCAAAGCAAGCAGCUCUGAGACAGUUCAAUUAAACACAGCACUUAAUAGUGUCAACUGGUUAUAGUAUUGAAACCUCAAAACUGCUGCUAACCUCUCAGCUCCCCCAGUGUAACAUAAACUGGGAGAGAGCACUUUUGACAAUCUGUCCCUAAUUUGGGGAGGACCAACAUGGACCAGCCUAGUCCACCAGAAUGUGUGCCAGGCGUGCAGACUAGGGGCUUUUAAGGCACAGAGCAAACUGAGGACUUAACACAGACAAAUGGUGUUGCAUCACCUGACAAUGACCAAUCAUCACUUCCUCUUUUACUCAAGUGAAAUUUAAGGCACCAGUGUGUCUGGCUCCCCCCUCUGGUAGGACACAAUAUACAACAUCCUGCUUUCCAUUUACAGAACUCUCACUGUUUUUACUUCUGGAUUUUCCAGCUGCUUUCCCGUAAUUGAAUCAACAAGGCCAGUUUGUGUAUGAAAGGGCCACUGUGGUGAUAAACACUAGUGUCUUGUUUUUUUAAAAGUGACCCGACCCAAAACCAGCUGU
This is a messenger RNA of Sander lucioperca (pikeperch), 3633 nucleotides long. It is a transcript of the gene glis2b, whose product is annotated as GLIS family zinc finger 2b. The record is from RefSeq and is a predicted model, not a curated record. The coding region runs from base 1006 to 2469 and encodes 487 amino acids. Gene Ontology annotation, biological process: smoothened signaling pathway; regulation of transcription by RNA polymerase II. Gene Ontology annotation, molecular function: RNA polymerase II cis-regulatory region sequence-specific DNA binding; DNA-binding transcription factor activity, RNA polymerase II-specific. Gene Ontology annotation, cellular component: nucleus. The transcript has 7 exons. Lineage: Eukaryota; Metazoa; Chordata; Actinopteri; Perciformes; Percidae.